AUGGGCUCUUCAACCUCAAAGGUGAAAUAUCCUCAUUUAGUAGUGUCAAAUUUUCCAAUCACCAAUGAUGGUGAAACUAUUACUUUAAGUGAUGGUAGAUUACUGGGAUAUAAAGAAUACAAAUUUUUCCAUACCCUUACCGACAAUACAAAAUCUCUACGUGGUCAAGAAUUUGUGAUUCUUUCGAUACCUGGAACACCAGGUUCAAGAUUUUUUACACAUCCUUCAUUAUUGUCAAAGGAAAAUGACAAUAAUCUUGACUCGGAUGAGAAUGAUAAUGAAAAUAAAGCAUUGAUAAGAUUAAUUGUAUUAGAAAGACCAGGAAUCGGACUUUCUACAUCUGCCAAAAGAAAUUUUAUUGAUUUUUCUAAUGAUAUAAAAGAACUUUGUCAACAAAAAAAUAUUAAAAAAUUUUCUUUAAUGGCUUAUUCUGCAGGUGGCCCUUUUGGAUUAGCCGCUGCUUACUCUUUAGGUAAACAAAAUGAUAAUUUAAAUGGUCCUACAAUUAGUAAAGUCGCAAUUAUUAGUUCUGUUGCACCAUAUGAUACCCCAAAUGCGACAAAUAAAAUGGAUUGGAAACUUAAAUUUGCUUGGUGGUUAGCCAAAAAUAGUCCAAGUAUAUUAUCAAUUGUAGCACACCUUGAAGCAAAGUUUGCAUUAAAGAAUCCAGUAAAAGCAUCUUGUGAAAUUCAAUUACUUGGACCGUCAGCCGAUAAAGAGGUGUAUGAAAAAUUUCCGGAAAUUGAAGAAUUAUUUGUUAAAAGUAUUUUGGAAAUGUAUACUAGAGGUCAAGUUGAAACUGCAUGUUGGGAAUAUAGCCUAUGGGGAAAGUAUUGGGGCUUUAACUUGAAAGAUAUUGGGAAAGGAAUAGAUGGAAAUCCAGGUGUUAGAUGUAAAGUUUGGCAUGGCGAAGAAGAUUAUGGAUGCACUAUCGAUAUGGGUAAAUAUAUUGCUGACCAAAUUGAAGGAUGUGAAGCUUGUUUUGUUAAAAACUUGGGGCAUAUGUUAUAUUUUACAGCUUGGGAUGAUAUUAUUGAUUGGUGCAUUAUGGAUCAAUAA
Messenger RNA from Cetraspora pellucida, 1059 nucleotides. The record is from the annotation of a GenBank genome assembly. Lineage: Eukaryota; Fungi; Glomeromycota; Glomeromycetes; Diversisporales; Gigasporaceae.